Molecule: messenger RNA, 3351 nt
Organism: Phytophthora sojae
Lineage: Eukaryota; Oomycota; Peronosporomycetes; Peronosporales; Peronosporaceae
Exons: 5
Coding region: 1-3351 (1116 amino acids)
Biological process (GO): protein phosphorylation
Molecular function (GO): ATP binding; protein kinase activity
Source: RefSeq, a predicted model, not a curated record
AUGGAGAGCGAUGUGUACGCCUUUGCCGUCGCCAUUCUCGAAGUUGUUAAUUCCCAUUUCUCCAACGUUUCCGACCUCUUCGACAGUAGCUUAUCGAGCAUCGAAGAGGAUGGAGAGGAGCUUGGAGGUGUAAACAACGCGGCCUGGACGCUGAUCAACAGCAUGACGUCAGCUGAGCCGUGUGAGCGUCCAGAUAUGACUCGUGUGGUGCGAGCUUUAACGAACCUGGCGGACCGCGAGCGUACGUGGAGCGACAUGCACUUCCCCGAGUUACUGCUGCAUGCCCCAGACGUGUGGACUGCGCUUCGUGCUGCGAGUCAACGCCACGAAAAUGGAGUUAUUAUGUGUGCUCGCGUGCUUGCUCGCCUCGAGCAGGUGCUAGCUCGGCUGUGGGAUGAGGGACUCAGCUUUGCGGACGGAGAAAACGUGGAGUACAAUUGGCAAACGCGCACCGAGCACUUGAUACGUAGCAUGCGUUAUCUCACAAGACACUAUUUACCGUCUAGUGACCACCGCGAGCUGUCGAAAGUUGCUCUGACGCGUCGAUUUACUGACGAGAUUAAGCAGAUUCACUAUCAACUAGACGCUUUACUGGUCGAGUUCGACAGCGAGAGUCUAUUCCCUGAUUUAAGCCCUAAAGAUGAGACUUCCAGCCAGUCUACUGAGGACUGGGAGCUGCAGUGGGAGUAUGACUGCGGAGAUUUGGUGACUGCGUAUCAUAAAUUUCUCGAUGGGCUAGAAGGAGAACCUGACCGAGAAGAAGAACCCGAUUCGGCUUCAGUUCUGAAAGCAGAAGUGGCUACGGAGGCUAUGGCGCUCAUGAAGCAUGAGCUAGACAACUUCCGCUACGCUUUUUCAGAUGCGCAGCUGGAGCUGAUAGUGCGGGCUGACAUUUGGUCCGAGCUCGUUCACCCUCACAUUGUGGAGCUUUUUGGGGCGUGCCACUUGGGGUCAUCACCAUUCUUCGUCUUCGAGUGUGCUCGAGGGGGUUCGUUGAAGGAGUUCGUUACGAGGUACCAGGCCGCAUUUGGGGCAGCUGCCAAGCCGCCAUCGCAUCUGUGGCGACUACUUCACGAGGCCGCGUUGGGACUGCAGUACCUCCAUGAACGUGAUAUCGUGCACGAGAAGCUUUGCUGUGACAACAUUGUCAUCGUCAUGGAGAAGCCUUCCUAUCCUUCAUACAGGGAUAAAGCCCCUAGACAGUUGAAGAAGAGAAGGCCUUCCCGCGAUGACAAGACCUUACGAGAAGUAGCAAAGCUGAAUGGGCUCCAGUUUGUACCGUUGCGAGACCAGCGCUUGGUUCACGACUGCUUGGCUACACAAGAGGAAGAUGGCUCCAGCUCGGAUCAAUGGCUGGCACCAGAACGCAGGAAUGGCAACGUAGUACCAAGACAGCCCUCGUUAGCAUCGGACAUUUACAGCUUUGAUGAGCAACUUUUCGAGCAUCUACCUGUGCAGCAACGUCAUGACGCGUGGGAGCUCGUGAAGAAAAUGUGCGCUCAGCAACCGGAACUUCGUCCAACCAUUUCCCAUGUCGUACAGCAGCUCGGAAGUUUGGCAAAAGCGCACUCGAAAGAUCGGCCCGGCAGCUGCCAUUUGCGCGAAGAGGCUGAUGAACGGACGAGCUUAGCGGACGAUUCUCAACCGGUUGACACUGAGAGCGAAGGCGUGCCAGUUGCAGACAUCAUCAUACCCAGCGAACCAAAGCCUUUGACGAUCCCACAAGUGCUGCAAGCAUUGAACUCACAAAUCCUGGAAUCGGCGGAAGGAGAAAAUGCUGAUAUUUCAAACUUGGAGGCGAGCAGUGGAAGUGACUUAAAUUUGCAGAUCUUAAUGCGACUUCAAGACAUCUACCAGCGCCUGUGCGAAGCCGAAUUGAGUGCAGACGAAGAGAGUGACGGCACCGAUGACAACAACCUGUCGACCAUCGCAUCUGACUUCGUGGAGGCGCUUGUGCAAUUCCGAGCGCACGUUAACGCUAGCCGCACAAGAAACCGCGUCACUCAAAUCGCGGCAAUCCGUCAGCGUGCCUCCGACAAGUUCUCCUUCCACAAGGAACUUGACGACUUGCUGGAAAGACUUCACGCGUAUCAACCGACGGAGAACUUGAAAAACUCACAGAUCCACGACUGGAAGUGGCAAUGGUACGCCAAGCGCGCUCGACAAACCGAAAGUUUCGAGUGGACGCUGAUCAAACCAGAGGCUGUCGAGUUGCUGCUUGACGAGCUGCAGUACGCCCACGACCGCGAAGAAAUGCUGGCGUUCUUGCGCUUUGAAGUCACACGCCACCGCUCGAGUUACACGCCUGCCCAGGUCGAAGCCAUAGGCGCAACGUGCACGGACAUCUCUCGUCGGCUCAUCCAGGUGGUUCCCACUUCCAUCUAUGGCGACCUCCAAAGUGGUUUAUCCCGCCUUAUGAGGUCGACGCAAAACAGCCCAAAUAACGGCGCUGAGCCCCAGUCCAGCGUCGUGUUCUACCGGGAGCUGAGCAUCUGGUCCCGACUCAACCAUCCGUACGUGGUCAAGCUCUACGGCGGGUGCCACGUUGGCGGUCAACCUUUCUUCGUGUGUGAACACGCCAGCAACGGACGUCUGGACGCGUAUCUGCAUCGGUUCGAAGCCAAAAGUCUCGGCGAGGGCAGUGCAGGCACCAGCAACUACAGCAGAGACCGAUCGACGUCGACAACCAGCGGAAAUGCCAGUGGCUUCAGCCGUAGCACGUCGAACACCUCAAGUGCCGGGUAUUCGGUGGAGAGCGCAGCCAGCUACCGACGCUGUGAAGCGUGGCAAAAGCUGCGUCAGAGCGCGCUCGGGUUGCAGUAUUUCCACCAACACAGCAUCGUGCACGGGGAUCUCAAGUGCGACAACAUCCUCGUGGCUGCGGACGGCACGGCCAAGCUCACAGACUUCGGACUCAGCACAAUACGCCGCUACGUCACCGACGAGAAGGAACGCAGCGCUGAUUCAUCCGUUGUGGGCGCUCAGAGGUGGAAGGCUCCGGAGUGUUUAGCUGGUGAACCACCCAGCUUCGAGUCCGACGUGUACUCGUUCGGCAUGUGCGUGCUUCAGGCGGUGAGCGGUGAGUUCCCGUGGGGUUCUCGGAUGCCCGACGCUGCCGUCCGCUUCCACGUGCGACGUGGCGUGCUGCCUCCGCGACCCAAGGGCUUCGAGGACGACGCGCACUGGGACCUCAUCCGACAAAUGUGCUGCUUCGACCCUCAGCAGCGUCUCAAGCUGCCCGUGGUCGUGCAACGCUUGACUCGCUUCGCGGACCUGGAGGCGCGUAGACAACGCGGAGGAGUCGGCGUGCACAUGCGCGAGCUGUUGUUCGGAGGCUCCGCCACGAGUUAA